AUGGCCGGCCAACGCAAGCUCCUGAGUGAGAUCGACCGCACGCUCAAGAAGGUGAGCGAGGGCGUGGACGUGUUCAACGAGAUCUGGGACAAGGUGUAUGCUGCCACUGCGCAGAACCAGAAGGAGAAGCAUGAGGCGGACCUGAAGAAGGAGAUCAAGAAGCUGCAGCGCUUCCGAGACCAGAUUAAGACGUGGAUUAACAACUCGGACAUCAAGGACAAGCGGCCGUUAGUGGAUGCACGUAAACUUAUUGAGCAGAAGAUGGAGGAGUUCAAAGUGUGCGAGAAAGAGACAAAAACCAAGGCUUAUAGUAAGGAAGGCCUGGCACAGGUCGAACGCUUGGACCCAGAGCAGCAGGCACGGCAGCAGUCGCACGCGUGGAUCCAGGACUGCCUUAACCAGUUCAACGUGCAGAUCGAGGCGCUCGAGAGCGACGUGGAGCGUCUUCAUUCGGCCAAAGGCCGAAAUCGCAACAAAGCCGAGAUUGAGGAGAAGGAGAAGCUGCUGUCUAGACACAAAUGGCACAUUCUCAAGCUCGAGCAGAUCAACCGCCUACUGGACAAUGCGGCACUUGAGCCAGAACAGGUGGACGAGCUCAAGGAGGACGUAGAGUAUUAUCUCGAGGCCAAUCAGGAGCCAGACUUCAUGGAGACGUACGGAGACGACGACAUUUAUGAGCUGCUGGAUCUCGACACGCUUGGAGCUGCUGCACAGGUUGCGUUACCCACAGAGCAGGACGUGGGUAUUGACGAUACCACUUCGUCGACUGCGGUUACGUCUACUGCUACAACCACCUCUGGGCGUGGCAAGACGCCGCGGAAGAGCGUCACGUCGUCUGUGAUCACUGGAAUUGGUCGUGCUGGUGCUGUGAAGCCUAUUGAUCUCAAGACGUCGACUCCUAGUCGUUCAAGUAGCACUAGCAAGAGCGAUACGUCGCCACCCAAUGGCACCAAGACGGACGAACUCAAGAUCGGUAAAGGCCGCACUACUCCGCAGCGUGCCAAGAGCGGGUCUUCGUCAUCAGAUAAGGGAUCAAGCAAAACUCCAACCCCCGUACCUUCCUCUCCUGCAGUCAGCACACCAGCCCGCAAGGUGUCGCCACCUACACCGCAGCGUACGCCGUCUCCUAGUGUCAGUAAGGGACAACCCGUAGGCACCAGCUCGUCGUCUUCAUCGACGUCGCCUGCAGCCAAACCGCCGGUUCCAGUCCCGUCACCGGUGCCAUCUAACGCGUCACUGCCACCGCCAGUGCCUGCUCCGUCGCCCACCGCAAGUGCCUCAGCUCCUGCCCCUGUAUCUACGUCCGCACCUUCAGGAUCUGCAGCGCCUACACCCACAGCAACGGCAUCGAAACCUCGACCUCUGGAGGAAUCGCCACAGCUCACUGAAGAGCAGAAGCAGGUGCUGCGGCUCAUUGACGAAAGCUUUCACUUCAUCCCCGAGAGCCGCGACUCGGAGAAGGCCAACCGCUACGUUCCUCGCAAUCUGUACCCGACGCCGGCGUCGUUCCCAGCCACGCCGUCCACUCUGUUCUCUAGCGCCCCGAUCUUUGAGAAACUGGACGUGGACACGCUCUUCUUCAUCUUCUACUACCAGCAAGGCUCCUACCAGCAGUAUCUGGCAGCACGGGAGCUGAAGCGACGGACAUGGGGCUACCACAAGAAGUACAAGACGUGGUUCAAGCGUCACGAGGAGCCGCAGGUCACAGGGGAGGACUACGAGCAAGGCACCUUCGUCUACUUCGACUACGAGACCGGCUGGUGCCAACGGAUCAAGACGGAGUUCACCUUUGAGUACAGCUACCUCGAAGACGAGCUACAGUAA
Molecule: messenger RNA, 1824 nt
Organism: Phytophthora nicotianae INRA-310
Lineage: Eukaryota; Oomycota; Peronosporomycetes; Peronosporales; Peronosporaceae
Exons: 1
Coding region: 1-1824 (607 amino acids)
Biological process (GO): nuclear-transcribed mRNA poly(A) tail shortening; regulation of DNA-templated transcription
Cellular component (GO): P-body; nucleus; CCR4-NOT core complex
Source: RefSeq, a predicted model, not a curated record